Molecule: messenger RNA, 954 nt
Organism: Pseudocercospora fijiensis CIRAD86
Lineage: Eukaryota; Fungi; Ascomycota; Dothideomycetes; Mycosphaerellales; Mycosphaerellaceae
Exons: 1
Coding region: 1-954 (317 amino acids)
Source: RefSeq, a predicted model, not a curated record
AUGAAGGUCCCAUCUACUUUGUUGUUACUUACUGGAGCUUCGGUCCUGGUUCGUGGAUUGAACAUUGGCAAGAGAGGCGAAAGCGCGCUUCUUGUGGUCCGUCAGGCUGCACCAUGUGUUGAGAUCGAAGGUCCCGACAAUUGCCCUGAUGAUGGGCCGGAUAGAGACGGCGAUGUUCCUCCACCUCGAGAUUACGGGCCAGACGACGGUCCCAAUAGAGACGAUGUUCCUCCACCUCGAGAUGACGGGCCAGAAGACGGACCCAAAGGCGGACCCAAAGGCGGACCCAAAGGCGGCUCUGGUCCCAAGAACGGUCCAGGUCCCAAAGGCGGACCAGGACCUAAAGAUGGCCCGAAAGACGGUCCUCAACCCCUUGAUGACGGACGUCCUCGUACAGAUGGCUCUGCAGUGCCUCCACAUUGCGGCUCAAACCCACCACCGCAGCGUGAGGGUGAUCCUCCACCACCUGCCUGCACCGAAGAGUACCGCAACGGUACCGAUACUUACAGAGACUGGGACGACGACGAUAACGAUCGCGACCGGGACGGACCUGGCGCAGGAGGUCGUGAUGGCGACCUCGACUACGACGGAGUUCCCAACUGGGAAGACACGACCGAUGACCGACCCCUACGUGCAGACGGGACGCCGCUUCCCCCUCACUGCUGGGACAACCCACCUCCACUGCGUGAGGGAGAGACAACACGUCCUGUCUGCACUGAUGAAGACCGUAAUGGUCCAUCUGGGACGUCCACAGGGUCAGUACUCACCAAUACAAAUGGCAACACCAAUACCAAGUCGGACAUCAAUCCUUCUGGAGACACAGUCGGAGCAACUGAUAGCUACCGUCUGGAUAGCUCCGUUCGUCAAGUCGACCGGAAUGCAGGCGGUCGCAAUUCAAUCCCGGUCCUCAGUGGAGUGGCUGGGCUUGCUGUUGCCUUGGCAGCUUUCUUGUAG